Planococcus citri (citrus mealybug) is the source of this 1071-nucleotide messenger RNA. RefSeq lists its product as uncharacterized. The transcript has a single exon. The record is from RefSeq and is a predicted model, not a curated record. Bases 1 to 1071 code for a protein of 356 amino acids. Gene Ontology annotation, biological process: DNA integration. Lineage: Eukaryota; Metazoa; Arthropoda; Insecta; Hemiptera; Pseudococcidae. Gene Ontology annotation, molecular function: nucleic acid binding.
AUGAAGCAGUUGGCUCGACGAUAUUGCUUUUGGCCAGGCAUCGAUUCGGAUAUUGAAAAAACUGUCAAAUCCUGCGACCUAUGUGCAACUCAUCAACGUUCGCCUGCCAAAGUUCCUGUUCAUAAAUGGGAAAUUCCAGAUGAAAAUUUCGAUCGUGUUCAUAUCGACUUCGCCGGACCAAAAGAUGGACUUCAUUUUCUAAUACUUGUCGAUUCAAAGUCGAAGUGGCCAGAAGUUCGAGUAUUCAAGAAAGACCCAACAUCCGAAAGUACCAUGGUAGCUUUAGAAGAUAUCUUUUCUACUCAUGGUUAUCCACGAUUUCUCGUGUCAGACAAUGCGACGUUAUUCAAAAGUGAAAAGUUUCAAGAUUAUUGCAGAGUUCGAGGAAUUUUCCAAAUAUUUACUGCGCCGGGAAAACCGAGUACAAAUGGUUUAGCGGAACGUUUUGUUCAAACGUUGAAAAGUAAACUUACAAAGAUGAAGAAUGAAAACCUGUCGAUUGAAGCGUUAAUUUCAAAAGUAUUGUUCAAACUUCGAAGCACACCAUUAGCAGAUGGUUUGAGCCCAGCUGAAAAAUAUUUAAAACGUCGCUUACGUAUUAGAUUGGAUGCGAUAAAGCCAAUUCAUCUUCAGGCGAGAACGUCAAACCCUGAACGCUCGGUUAGAAGUUUCAAGGUUGGAAAUCGUGUUGUUGUCGAAAAAUGUCGAGUUCUGGGAAAACCAGUAUGGACGUAUGGCACAAUUCUUCGUCGACUGGGAAGAUUACAUUAUAUCGUUCAACUCGACGAUAGUAACCAAGUGAAGAAACAUAUCGAUCAAAUUCGUUCAACGACUUUUGUGAUUAAAGAACGAGUCGAAGAAAACAAAGAGAAGAAGCGUCGAGUUACAUUCGAAGAGGAAUUGGCUCGUCAACCGACUAAUCCAGGGAAUAAUCAGAAUAUUGAGGAAAUGGUAAAUGUUCCUAACCAACAACCUGAAAUUGUAAAUGUUCCUAAUCAACCUCCUCCGCAGCUCAGACCUCAACGAGAGAGGAGGCUGCCAACUCAUUUGCAAGAUUACGUUCUACGUUAA